AAAAACAUGAUUUGAUGUUACACAACGAUUCACUAUUAAAGAAUUUACAUGAGGCUGAAGUUAGAGAAAGAAUGACUAAAGUGGAUGAUGGUAUAUUACAGCUAAAAAUUGAUACCUUAACUGAAAGUUUAUUAAAGUGCACAAAUAAAUUCUCAAAUCUUCAUACAAAGUAUCAUAAAGAAAUAAAUGAAUUAAAACCAAAUUUAGAUGAAAAAAAUGCAGAGGUUUUGGCGUUAAAAAAUGAUGUCAAUUUAUUACAAAUAAAAUCUAAAAAUCAAGAAGACAUUAUAAAUAUAAUGAAACGUGAAAUAGAUGAUUUAAACCUCGUACAUGCAAAUGAAACAGAAAAAACUAAUAAAGAGUUAGCUAAUAAUCAAAGUUUAAUGAAUCAUUACAAGGUAUGUUAUGAAAAUGAACUUGAGCAAACUAAACAAUUAACAAUGGAUAUAAUGGAGAAUAGAGACUAUGUAAGCAGACUGACAUCAAAUACAAAUGAUAUUGAAAAAAAAUAUGCAACACUUUCAAAUGACUAUCAACAAUACAAAAUUGACUCGGAUAACACAAUAUGUGUAUUAAGAAGCAAGUUAAAUGCUUCAGAGGAAAUAGUUAAACAAUUACUUCCUGUUACUUCAGAUAAUUCAAAUUAUCUUCUACGUAAAGGAACAACAAUUACUGACGUUUAUGCUAUUUAUAAGGAGACAUGUUUAAGUUUACAAAGUACAACACUAGAACUUGAACAUUGCAAAAGAAACUUUAAUAUUUUAGAAGAACAAAUUAGGACUGCUGCGCCCGAAGUUGAUGAAAUGGAGAAAGAUUUAAUUGAAUCAAAUGAAAAAGUUAAACAAUUAUGUGAAACUAUUUCAAGAUUGGAGUUGAAGUUGAAGGAUGUUAAUAAUAAAUUAGAACUGUCUAAUACUAAAUGUGAUCAGUUAUCAAAAGAUAAUAAAAAACUUCAAAGCACAGAAGACGAUUUGAGCAAACAAGUAUGUUUCUUAUUGCGAAAUAACCAGUGCAAUACACGUUAUGAAAAUCGUAAUGUUGGAAAAGAUAUGAGUCCCCAAUCAAUUAUUUCAAAUAAUUAUGUUACAUUUGAAAACAUACAAGGCUUACAAAAACAAAACAAAAAAUUACUAGAAAUUAUUCGUUCUUUAUCUAAAGCAAAUGAUGAACAAGAUAUACAAUUAAUAAAAGAUUUAAAGGAUAAAAUUAAAAUCUUGGAAGAUGAAUUAGAAUCAAAGGCUCAAUUGAUUAACCAGCAAACGGAAAAAAUAUCUCAAUUACAAUCUUUGGAAUUAACGUCUAAAUCAACUACACAGUUAAAUGAUGAUGCACAAAUUAAAGUUCUAAGUCCUAAAAAAACAACAUUAGAAAAUGAUGGUAGUAUAGAUGGUAGGAUGGAAGAAAAUUUAGAAUAUUUUUCUGUAGUUCGUGAACUAAAUGCUGCCAAUUGUACGAUUAAACAACUUAAAGAGAAACUUGAAUCUAAUAGUGUUGCUCGUUUGCGGUUGGACCAACAUGUUCAAGAGUUAAAUCUUCAAAUAAAUGAGUUACAAAAAAAAAUAAAAACCUCCAAUAUUAGGCAUUCUGAAAAUGAAGAAAACAUAGACAACUUGCAUGGUAAAAUAUUAUCUUUGGAAACAGAAAAUCAAGAGGUAAAAAUUGAAUUAGACAAAAUAAAAAAUCAAUGUAACAUUUUAAAAAAAGAUAAUGAUAGUAUGUAUAUUUCAAACAUGAAUUAUUCUCGUGAAUUGAGACAAAAAACAGAGUUACAAAAAGAAUUCGAGAAAACUUUGACUUCCCAAUUAGAUUCACUAAUUAUAAAUUGGAAUUUUACAUUAGCAUAUAUUGCUGAAACUGAUUAUGAUAAAGUUAAGUUCAAAGAAGAAUAUAAAAAAUUAACAAAAACAUUAAAGGAUGUUAGAGAUACUUUACUUCUAAAAUUGGAAGCUAUAGAUGAUUUGAGUACAUUCAAAGAAAUGUCUCGAUCCAGAACCAAUUCAUUCAGUUUGUGUACAGAUGAGCGUUCUAACUUCCAGAGUGUUGUUAAUAAGCUUGAGCACGAAGUAAAAAAUCUCAAAUCAAAACUUAAUGAAAGUGACCAAUUGAAAAAUCAGUUAAAAUCAGAAUUAAAUGUGACCAAACAACUUUACAAAUCUUUAGAGGAAAAUUUAAAAAAAAUGAGUGAAUAUUCUUCACAAUUAGAAAAUGAACGCGAAAUGAAAAAAAAAGAGUACUUAGAAAAAGAUCAGCAGUUAAAUCAUGCUAUGCAAGAAUUGAGCGAGUUUAACUUAUCUCAAAACGAUAACAUCAAUAAAUUACAAAAUCAAUUGUUGGAGUAUGAGCAAAAAUAUAGUAAAAUGUUAGAAGAAUUGGAAGCAGCAAAAGACUAUAGUGAUGAACUCUUAAAAAACAUUUCAAAACAAAAUAAUACCAUAUUAACACUUGAAGAAGAAUUGAAAAAGUCUGUUAAUGAUAAAGAUAGAUUGGAGAAAAGCCUUAAUCAUAAAUUAGCGCAUUAUAAAUAUAAAUUAGAAAGAUUAGAUUCAUUAGAAUUACUUAAUACAACAAAAUCUGCAGAAAUAGAUCAUUUAAAAAAUCAAAAGGCUGCUUUAGAAAAGUCUACUGAAGAAAUAAAAGAGAUGCAUAAAAUACAAUUAAACAAAUUAGAUGAUGAAAUAAAUUGUCUCAAAGAAACAAUAAAACGCUGGCAAUUUGAAAAUGAACUAUUAUCAGAACAAUUUAAGACAAUAACUUUUGAACUUUUGAACCAGGAACGAUUGAAUAACAGUAAAAUAUCAGACAAAGAUGAUAGUUUAAAUAACACUUCUUUAUGCACAAAUAGUAUUGAUAAACAGUUCAUGAAAAUGGCCAAUUUGAUUAACAUCUUGAAAGACGAAAAAAAUUCAAUCAUUUUAGAAUUUAAUGAAACUAUUGCUGAAUGCAAUAAAUUGAAAUCUGAUUUACAUUACAAAUCCAAAGUUGUUGAUGACAUGCAAACUCAAAUGAAAGAAUUAAGACAGCUACAUACAUCCGGCUUAGUUAUGAAUAAUGAUCAUUCAAAAAUUUUAGAAAAGAUUGAACUUAGCAAUCAAAUAGUAGAAAGAAGUAAAAUGUUAGAAGAAGAAAAUGUUCUAUUAUCCAGCCAACUUAAAGAGUUACAAGAAUUAGAUACAAAAAAAACUGCUGAGAUUUGUGCUUUAAAAGAUGAUAUAUCAGGAAUGCAAUGUGAAAUUGAUCAAAAAUGUGCAGAGGUUAUAACUGUAACUAAAAACUUGUCAAGAUGGAAAGAACGAUCAAAUGGUACUCAUUCUGAUACAGAGUUUAAACAACUGUUAAAUACACUAGAACGAGAAAAAGGAAAAAUGACUACUGCUCUUGAUCAAUUAAAAUCUAUGAAAUCAGAUAAAUCAUGUCUUGAAGAAUUGUUAAAGAAGCUGGAAACUGAUCAUUCGGAAGAAAUCAAUACUGCAAAACAAGAAAUAAUUAAAUUAAAAACUAAAAUUGUUUCUACUAAUAAAUCUAUGGAGACGUUUAAAAAUAUUAUCAAAUCCUACAGACAAAAGUUAUCAGAUGUUGCAUCAGAAAUUCAUAAAGUAAAGGUAUUGGCUAGACGAUAUAAACACCAAAGUGAAGAGUUGAAUAAUACAUUAAGUACAGAAAGAAGCGCAUGGCAGACUAAAUUUGAUGAACUACAACAAGGAGGAAGUAAAAUAACUUUAGACCUUGAUGAGCGCAAAAAACUAAUAGAACAAGGGAAACAAGAACAAAAAGCUGAAUGUGAAUCCAUCAUAAAUGAACAUAAAGCUAAAGUUCUAGAAGCUGAAGCUGGCUUAAAUGCUGCAAGAUCUGAGGUAAAAGAUACAAAAGCUAAAAGUGAAGAUAAAGAAUUGCGUGCUAAACAGCUUUUACAACAUGUUAGAAGUAGGAUUCAAAAUCUUACUAGAGAACUUGAUAUAACCAAAAAACAACGUGAUGGCUUAAUCGCCCGAUUAGAUCAAGCAGAAAUUGGUGGCCAAAUGCAGGAAUUUCAAGUUCAAAUCUCUCGUUUAGAAGCGGAAAAUCGCAAACUUACUUCAGAAAAAGAACAGAUCACCGCAGAAAAAGAUCGCUUGUCUCAUGAUAUACAAAUGUUAAAUCAUAGAGUUACAGCUUUGAUGAGACAAUUUUCAAAUCAACAGGUAAAACCAUCUACUAGUACCGGCCCUGAUAAACUGGCCAUUGAACCUCCUACAGCUAACAUUAAACCCUUAGGACCUGCAGUUAAUAAGCCACAAACGGUACACCAGUCUGUUACAGUUAACCCAUGGCGAUCUGCAGCUGCAGAAACACCAUUGGCUAGUAUAAAGCCAAUGACAAUGCAACCUAGAAGUGUGGUAGUAUUACCUACUAGUCAAACAUCAUCCACGUCAAGCCAAAGUUCAAUGAGUGGAACUAGUAGUAGUACAACUAUUACUGUUCAUCCACAACAACCACAGUCUGUUGAUAUCAGUAGCAGUGGAGGGAAUGCUUUAGACUCUUCAGAAGCUAAUAGCACAGCACAAAGCCGUCAUUUAACAAGCAGUACUUUAGUACAACACGUUGAAGGUUCGGAAUCAACACCAACAGUUUCUGAUUCUAACGAAACUACUGUUGCUACUCCCCCAUCAAUCUUACCACUUCAACAGCUGAUAGGAAGUGCAGCAGCUCCAAGCGUUACUGCUGCACAAGCAAGUCCCGCCAUCAGUAUAGCUCUGGUGGUACCGCAAGGCAGGGAACAAGUACAAACAACUGUGUCACAACCAACUACUGUAUCUGUGUCAACAGUAUCUCCUUCACAAAGUCAAAUAGACAGUGUGCAAAAUGAAAAUGGUCAGACAAUGGAAAGUAGUAACAGUAAUAUUGCUAGUUCUUCAGCUCCAGGUCCUUCAACAGAAUCAGAACCAUCUGUUACCACAGCUUGUACUAGUGGACCUAGCUGUUCCUCUCUAGACACUACAACACACUCUAACAGUUCUCAAAGGAAACGAAAAGCUGAUCUCCUUGUGACUUCAUAUAUGAAAAGAUCUAAAUCUUUUAUGCCUAGAGAAGAAAACCGUAGAGAAAUGGAGUAUGAAGCACCAACAUCUUCUCAAAGGGAUUCAGAAGUUAGCAAUUCAUAUAUUGGUCCAGAGAGUAAUCCACAAGAUAAUAAUAAAGAAGUUGAAGCAAGUACGGAUAUGGAGGUGACAAGUGAGGCAGCAGAUGAAAAUAAUGAAGUUGACCUAACAAGCCAAGGAUGUACUGCUGACACCAAUAAUAUGAAUGAAACCAAUGAUAUUCAAAAUGAAGAAACCGAACAAAUAACAGGAGAAAAUACACCAGAACAUUCAUCAAAUGCUGAAGCCACUGCUAUGGCUAUUGUUGAAGAAGACUCGCCAGAAAUUAUUCAUUUUCAAGAAUUUCAAAACACACCUGUUUCUUCGGCUAGUUGUGAAGAGACUAAGAAUACUGAUAAUGUAACUUCAGAUGCAGAAUCAAGACAGAAUGAAAGUGAUUCAACUCCAAUUGAACCUCGAGCCGGACCCUCAAGCGAUGCUUCGGACACAGUUGGAGUUUCUCAAUCAACUGAAACUGCAGAAACAGACACACUUGAUUUGGAACAAGAAACAGUUGAAAUUUUAUCAUCUGAAAAUGAAGAAGACACCAUUGAAAUCAAAUCAAUUCAUGAUAUUGAUGAAACUCAAAAUGAUAAUAUACCUGAUCAAGAUCAUGAUCAGGAAACAAUUUCAGUGUCCUCUUCGCCCAGCAAAGAUAAUGAAGCUGUCCGUGAGGAAUCUCCUGUCGCUGGACCAAGUGGUGUGACUAGUGAUUCAUCAGCAAAUGAACGCAAGCCUAUAACAUGGAAUGAAUCACCGUGA
Messenger RNA from Macrosiphum euphorbiae (potato aphid), 5876 nucleotides. The record is from the annotation of a GenBank genome assembly. NCBI's taxonomy places the organism in Eukaryota, Metazoa, Arthropoda, Insecta, Hemiptera, Aphididae.